Molecule: messenger RNA, 761 nt
Organism: Trematosphaeria pertusa
Lineage: Eukaryota; Fungi; Ascomycota; Dothideomycetes; Pleosporales; Trematosphaeriaceae
Exons: 1
Coding region: 195-653 (152 amino acids)
Source: RefSeq, a predicted model, not a curated record
CAACCCAAUGCCCUUCAGCAAGCUCUCGGAUAAUAGAGCUUAAUACAAACCGUCUUUGUUGUCCCAAAUUGUAUUAUGAGUGCCCUCUCUCCAAUCUACCAGGCAGCGGCGCGUCCACGUUUUCGAGGACGUCCCGAAACCCCGAAACCUCCACGCCAGGGCACUCCGUAGCCACACUGCUCACGCCGUUGUGAAUGCCUAGUUAUCCUCAUACUACGACUCUCCACUAUGCAAUCCUCGCACUGCGGGUACGCUCGAGUCCCCGCUCCCGUCCGAGAUAUCGAUCCCCGAGCGAAACCCGACGACCCGGUCGGACUGUCCCCACAGCGCACAGUAUCAAGGAAGCAUGGCUUUCGCACGCGAAACUGGCGAAACAGCAACGCGACCAAAGCUUUGUAAGGAUGCGAAAUGUCGAUUUCGCCAAUCAGAGAGGUCCCCGGCCAAUAAAAGCACGCGCAGAGGCUGCUCUGCAUCGGCAUCCACCGCCAAGGGCGUCUCCGCACGAUGCGGACUUUGUGCAAAGUGGUACGGCAACAUCUACGGCUUCGCUGAUAAAGUCUUUCGACAUUUCGAGCAGCCAAGACCUCUAUGUAUACCUAGGUAGUCGCGGAGAUAGCCGGGGCUUAUUCGGGGAUCCUCACGAAUUAGGCUGACCAUAGCAUCAACCGAGCUCCAGCCCUGCACGUGCGGUAUAUGCCCCUACGGCGAUCUACGGCGUAGCGAUUUUGCCUCAUCCGGUAAAGCGAUAGAGCCUUGCUAUG